GCUGCCGCGCUCUCCGUCUCGGCGCACGCUCGGCUCGACACCCCUUAUCCCAGUCUCCGCCACCGUUCCCGUGCGUCGCCACCGCACGUCGCUGCACCACCACCGUAGCCUCUGCACACCCGGCCGCGUCCCAGCCAAGAUGGUCAGCGAGCAAGCUCCUGCGGCGGAGGUGGUGGAGGGUAGCGAGGCGCCGGCGCCCGUCGUGGAGAGCGAGGAGGCCGUGCCCAAGGCGGAGGAGCAGCAGAAGGAGGACGAGGCGCCGGUCGUCGUCGAGGACGUCAAGGAAGGCGAGGUGGAUGAGGACGACGAUGACGACGACGACGACGACGAAGCUGAUGAAGGUGAGCUAGGUGCCGGCGCAACCGAGGGUGCCAAGCAGAGCCGCAGCGAGAAGAAGAGCCGCAAGGCCAUGAUGAAGCUCGGAAUGAAACCCGUCACCGGUGUCACCAGGAUAACUAUCAAAAGAGCCAAGAACAUACUGUUCGUGGUGUCCAAGCCGGACGUCUUCAAGAGCCCGACGUCGGAGACGUACGUGAUAUUCGGUGAGGCCAAGAUAGAGGACCUGAGCUCCCAGCUGCAGGCGCAGGCCGCGCAGCAGUUCAGGAUGCAGGACCUCAGCAAGGUGAUGGCCAAGCAGGACGCGGCCGCCGCCGCUGCGGCGCCGGCCGACGAGGAAGAGGAGGUCGACGAGGACGGGAUAGAGCCCCGCGACAUCGACCUCGUCAUGACGCAGGCCAGCGUCACCCGCGCCAAGGCCGUCAAGGCUCUCAAGGCGCACGACGGCGACAUCGUCAGCGCCAUCAUGGAGCUCACGGCCUGAUGAUGAUACCUACCGUACCGUUCCUUCCUCGUUGCUGUCUGCUUCGUCACCAACACCAACACCCAGUGGAAAUUGAACGUUUUGUCCAGCGUUGUAGCGUCGCUCAUCAUUUUUGGGAUUUGCAUAAGAUGAGUUUUGAAUAAGAUGUAUUGUUUGUUCACCAUAUGGACGUUGCAUCAUGUCAGUUUCCAAAUUAGUGUCAUUUGGAUUCUCAUUCGCAGAUUAGACCAUUCUCGAGAAAUGGACUUCACAGAUUUAAUUGGCUUACCGGGUACGGGUAGCAUGCUCACUCUGUUCAAAUGUCAUCGCAGCAAUGGCACUUUGAUAUAUCAUAUAUGUACUACUUAUGUUGUUGCUA
Molecule: messenger RNA, 1178 nt
Organism: Sorghum bicolor (sorghum)
Lineage: Eukaryota; Viridiplantae; Streptophyta; Magnoliopsida; Poales; Poaceae
Product: nascent polypeptide-associated complex subunit alpha-like protein 4
Exons: 3
Coding region: 140-820 (226 amino acids)
Biological process (GO): protein targeting to membrane
Cellular component (GO): cytoplasm; nascent polypeptide-associated complex
Source: RefSeq, a predicted model, not a curated record